AUGUUCGUGCUUUUUCUUGCAGGGCUGCUGCUCCUUCGUUCGCCGCUGACCGAGUCGCACCGCGCAACUUAUUCCGGAGACAUCGCUGGAACAUACGGCGGGUAUGGAAGAACCUUGGCUUUCGUAAAGGCGCCCAGACACCUGACCGUAUUUCGACUUGAUGAUGGCCGCGGUCUGAGUCACACAGAUCUCGGUUUCAAGGCCGCAAACAACGCGUUACGCGUUCAUAAUGCACACUUAGGUGCAGCAAAAUGUGAUUUGCGGGAGCUGAAGCGGGACACUACGCGGGACUGGGGUAAGGUCACAACGAGUCGCGACCACCCACCGCAGCCGCAGUGGAAAAAUAACGGGCAAACGGUAUCACUGGCCGCCAUCUCCACCACUGUUCCAUCGGUUUACGACUGGAUAAACAAUCAAAAGGAUGCAUUACGGAGCCUAAAGGAAACCGUGAAACAACGUCUCACGAAUCCAGGAACGUAUCUUGCCCGGGUCUGCAGGGAGUCCAUGUCUUCAGCAGAACGCGGCUGCCGGAUAGUCUCGAAGGAACUGCAUACGUGGUAUCUCAAGGCAUGCAACCUUGGGUUCAAAGGCAUUAUCGCAUUUAGCCAUGAUCCAAUCGCCAACAUAACACGAGCCAUCAGCUUCGCCUAUGCACUGGGGUGGUGGGUAGGACCUAACAGCCUAAGGACGCGGUGUGACAUGAACCCGAUCGAAGUGUUCUCCAAAGGACAGUAUUACAGGUUCUUCACGUCUCUGUUCUUGCAUAAUGGCGUCAUACACAUGCUGCAAAACAUCAAGUCACUCUGGGCCGUGGGUGCCGAGGCGCUUACGCUGCUAGGGCCGAGACGGCUCAUGGCCGUAUAUCUGGCCUCCGGAACUAUCGCAAACUACAUCAGCUAUAUAUACAACUUCGCCUACAAAAAUGGGUUGCCCGCAGACCUCGUUAAAAUGACACAGGCUGUGGUCCAGAGGGUAGGCCAAUCCGGCAGGUCGACCUCCAGCAUCGUGGAAAAGGUCGUGGAUCGCAUACGAAACCGGUAUGACGGAGCGUCAUUCCCCGUAUUCAUGUUGUCCUACGCCAACACAACGUUGUUCCAUCUGGUAGAUGGCGCUGUUGGCGCACUGCUGCCGUUUGUCAAAAAGGCACGGCAGGAAACAAACGACCCGGAGGUAGAAGCCGCAGUGAACGCCUACAUCAGACGCAAAAUUGAGAAGCGACGCGCAUGUGGAGCUUCGGCGGCUAUUUACGGUUUGAUGGGCGCCAUUUGCGCCUGCCACCUGCGCUUCGGCGGAUCUGCCGAGAGGCGUAGGAUGGUCGAAGUAGCCACAUCUGCGCUUAUACAGAACUUGGUGCCUUUCGCUGGGGGCAACAUCGAUCACGUGGCGCACCUCGCCGGUUUUUUGGCAGGGAUGGGGAUAGCGUUGUCGAUGUAG
Babesia ovata is the source of this 1434-nucleotide messenger RNA. Its product is annotated as rhomboid family protein. NCBI's taxonomy places the organism in Eukaryota, Apicomplexa, Aconoidasida, Piroplasmida, Babesiidae. Bases 1 to 1434 code for a protein of 477 amino acids. The transcript has a single exon. Gene Ontology annotation, cellular component: membrane. The record is from RefSeq and is a predicted model, not a curated record. Gene Ontology annotation, molecular function: serine-type endopeptidase activity.